AUGGACCAGAGCACGCCAAGCACGCCUGUCUUCCACUGCCUCCCGCAAUCAGGUCAAACGCAUGCUGGUAGCUUCAAGAACACUGUCCAACCAUCUCGUCCUCUGUCGUCCCCUUCUCCCUCCCCUUGUGCCCUCCAUCUUUCCCAACAUCAGGGUCUUUUCCAGGGAGCCUUCUCUUCUCAUGAGGUGGCCAAAUAUUGGAGCCUCAGCUUCAGGAUCUGUCCUUCCAGUGAGCGCUCAGGGCUGAUUUCCUUCAGAAUGGAGAGGUUUGAUCUUCUUGCAGUCCAUGGGACUCUCAAGAGUCUCCUCCAGCACCAGAAUUCAAAAGCAUCCAUUCUUCGGCGAUCAGCCUUCUUUACGGUCCAGCUCUCACUUCCCUACAUCACUACUGGGAAAACCAUAGCUUUAACUAUACAGACCUUUGUUGGCAAGGUGAUGUCUCUGCUUUUUAAGAUGCUGUCUAGGUUUGUCAUUGCUUUUCUCCCAAGAAGCAGGCAUCUUUUAAUUUCGUGA
Molecule: messenger RNA, 513 nt
Organism: Podarcis lilfordi (Lilford's wall lizard)
Lineage: Eukaryota; Metazoa; Chordata; Lepidosauria; Squamata; Lacertidae
Source: the annotation of a GenBank genome assembly